Messenger RNA from Fusarium sp. VM40, 510 nucleotides. The record is from the annotation of a GenBank genome assembly. NCBI's taxonomy places the organism in Eukaryota, Fungi, Ascomycota, Sordariomycetes, Hypocreales, Nectriaceae.
AUGACGCUGCCAAACACCAGCACCGAGGUGCAAGCCUCGAGCGACGCUGCUGAAACGUUUACCACUCAUUACUAUCAGGCUCUCAAUCGACAAACGGACCUUCUACCCUUCUAUAUUAACGCUUCCUCGCGAUAUCCUAUCUCAGCAGAUAUCUCCAUCAACGGUGCCGUUGUCCCCACACCCGCCGACUACAACAAACUCCUCGAAGCCCAAGGCAAAGACGCACAUUACGAGAUCGAAUCAUUCGACGCCCACGUCCUCAACCCGUGUUUCACCAUGGGCGCUCCCGAGAAUAUCUUCGACAACGCCAAGAGGGAACGAACCGGCGACAAGAUGUCCAUCCUCGUGACUGUCAUGGGCAGGGUACAAUACGGCAAGGGCAGAGAGGCGCCACAAAAGAUGUUCAACGAGACCUUUGUGCUGGUUCCCAACUGGGAAUCAAUGGUGAAACUCCCACCCAAGGGCGUCAAGAAGUGGCUCGUCAUGUCUCAGAACUUCCGCGCCUUGUAG